UCGAUCCAGGCUAUUGGCACUUGAUUACAUCCACCAAGAAGAGGCCAUGCUGUCUGAUAACAUGGAUGAGAGAAAAAUAAGUUUUGUGCUCACAAAAGAUCCACCCAGUGAUCUAGAGGUAAGCAUAACUCCCAUCAAGCGUCCAAGGCAGCGAACAAAUGUUGAUGAAGAAACUAUAGAAGUGUCGAUUGAUGCAUAUAAGGAGUGGCUUGCAAUACUACAACAUGAUAAUCCAGAAACGGAUUUAAUGGAUGACUUCAGGGAGGAUACGAUCAAAACAUAUAAAGAAUGGUUAAGGCAUCAAGGCGAUCUUCCAGAUAUCUUAUUGUAUGAACGACAAAGCAAUGAUGACCUAAUAUUAUCAGAUGAAGAAAUUCAUGGCAGCAGCAAACCUACUGCUAAUUGGCCAUCUCAUGCUAGACGUCAUAGGAAAAGAGAUCCUGAUAACGAUGGAGUCUUUAAAAAGGAGGGGCGUGGUACCCUUAAGGGUAUAGCAGCAGCCACCAAGCGAAUCAAGAACGGUGAUCACAAACUUAAGAUUGAAUUUUCAUCUAAGCUUGGAGGUCCUGUAGGACCAAACGCUCGCACUUUUGUGGAUGAAAUCGUAUUGUUUACAAAGAAAAAGGCACCACUCAUUGGAGUGAAAAAGUGGAAAGAUAUAGAGCUCAAUGUUAGAUCUUCUAUAGCCUCUGACGUACUGCGAAGGUGGGAGUUUCUAACCAAUGAGGACGCGCAUGAAAAGAUCUGGUCUAUUGCUAAGGAGAGAUACAAAGGAUGGCGAUCAACGUUAAGCUCAACAUACAAGGCAUACAAUAGUUAUGCUGAAAGGAUGAAAAACAAGCCUGAAGAUGUAGACAUCGUCGAGUGGCAUUACAUGAUGUUGUAUUUUGGAUCUGAGAAAUUCCAGCGAUUUAUUUAUUAA
This is a messenger RNA of Zea mays, 922 nucleotides long. RefSeq lists its product as uncharacterized. The coding region runs from base 47 to 922 and encodes 291 amino acids. The transcript has 6 exons. The record is from RefSeq and is a predicted model, not a curated record. Lineage: Eukaryota; Viridiplantae; Streptophyta; Magnoliopsida; Poales; Poaceae.